CCAUCAUCCACUCAGUAUCCCCUAUGUGACAAAGUUCCAUCAUCCAUCCACACACGGUGAAGGAUGGAGAUGCGUAGACUACAGAGAGAGAAGUGAAUAAGGAGAGGAUGAAGUGGUCAUGCUUUCCAUGGCCAAACCUCAUCUCUUCACCCAUCGCAUUGUGUUCGAGCUCGUUUCCUUCAAAUUCCCCUUGCUGCCUCGUCAAGCCUUCUGUGACUCCAGUUGUUCUCUCCUCCAGAAGACCUCCCUACAACUCCCUUGUCUCCCAGGCAGUAAGGCUGCUGGGUCCUCCUGCAAAAUUCGAUGCUUCAAAGCUCAAAGUUGCAUUUACCAGAGAAGAGACUUGUACAUAUAGCAGAGUUUUGCCAAGAAUUUACACACUUUCACAUUGCGAUUUUACAGCAAAUUUGACAUUAACUAUCUCAAAUGUCAUCCACCGCGAUCAGUUAAACAGGUGGUAUAAUAAAGAUGAUGUCAUUGCUGAAUGGAUAGAAGUGAAAGGAAAUAUGUGCCUUUAUGUCCAUUGCUUCGUGAGUGGACCAAAUCUCUUACAAGAGUUGGCUGCAGAGUUUAGAUACCUUAUAUUCUCGAAGGAGUUGCCAUUGGUACUUAGGGCCGUCUUAUAUGGUGAUUCAGCUCUGUUCAAAGAGCAUCCACAACUAACAGAUGCUUCAGUUCAAGUCUUCUUCCAUUCUAGUUCAAAGAAAUACAAUCAUGUUGAAUGCUGGGGCGCGCUCAAGGAUGCCGUGAAGGGAAGACCAAGAGAUUACAUAAAUGUACUGUGAUCAUCAGCUAGAAGGAAAGCAACAUUCUCGACCAAGUAAUAUUUGGGGAAGCACCAAGUCCAUCUCCCUAAGCAGUGGGAACCUCUCCUUUAACAAUGGUGUGUAGAACCUUUGGCCUGAAGAAUCCUGCAGACCCAGAAGCUAAUGGCCAGGUCAAACUCUCAUUGAUCC
This is a messenger RNA of Cuscuta epithymum, 956 nucleotides long. Lineage: Eukaryota; Viridiplantae; Streptophyta; Magnoliopsida; Solanales; Convolvulaceae. The record is from the annotation of a GenBank genome assembly.